ACUCCUCCCCUUCCUCUCCUCGUCGUGCUUCUCCUCCCUUUCGCUUCUUCCCCCCAAACUCACCAAGCCACACCACACGCGCGCGCGCGCUCGACAUCCCAGCAACACUCCUCAUGCCUUGUACCCUCCGCAUGCCGAGUCACCGCAUGGCCGCCGCUCCCCCGCAGCCGUGACGAGGCUCCCCCCUCUUCCUGUGUCAUCCGUCCCCGCCCUUGGUUCUUGAUUCGCCUCGUGCCUCUUAAUCGCUCUCCUUGAUUUGCCAUGCCGCCGUUACGCGGGGCCAAGCGCCGUAGGAAGGCGGCGGCGGAGAAGAAGACCGCGGCAAUGGCCGCCGCCGCCGCGGCGGGCGCGGACGGCGCGCCCGGCAACUGGUGGGACGGCUUCUGCAUGCGGAUGGCAGGAACCUUAUCUUCCAUCGAGGACGCACAAAGAUUUGAGUAUGUCUUCAAAAUGCCAAGAAGAACCUUCAACUAUGUCUGCAGCUUAGUGAAAGAUGAAAUGAUGGUGAAGUCCAGCAGCUACACCUUUCUUGAUGGGACAGUGCUGUCUUUAGAAGAUAGAGUGGCCAUUGCUCUCCGAAGGUUGAACUCUGGUGGGUCACUGGUGACUGUAGGAUCCUCUAUUGGUGUGAACCACUCAACUGUCUCGCUGAUAACUUGGAGGUUCAUUGAGGCUAUGGAGGAGCGAGGAAGCCACCACUUGCACUGGCCAAACUCUGGCGAAAUGGAGAAGAUCAAAUCCAAGUUUGAGAAGAUCCAUAGUCUGCCAAACUGCUGUGGUGUUGUAGAUACGACACACAUCACAAUGUGCCUUUCUUCAGCUGAACCGAACUGCAAGGUCUGGCUCGACCACGAGAAGAAUUACAGCAUGAUCUUGCAAGCUGUUGUCGAUCUGGAUAUGAGGUUCACAGACAUUGUGACUGGAUGGCCUGGCAGCAUGAAAGAGUCGAGCAUUUUGCACAGCUCUGGUCUUUUCAAGCUGUGCGAGAAAGAUGAACGGCUGAAUGGAAGCAAGCUGAAGUUAUCAGAUGGAUCAGAAAUUGGGGAAUACAUGAUUGGCGAUGCAGGGUACCCCCUUCUACCCUGGCUCCUCACACCUUACCCUGAAAAGGACCUCACUGAGUCCAAAACCGAGUUCAACAGGAGACACUCUGCAGCAAGAGCAGUCGCUCCGAGGACAUUGGCGAAGUUCAAGGACACAUGGAAGUUCCUGCAGGGGGAGAUGUGGCGCCCUGACAAGCAUAAGCUGCCCCGGAUAAUCCAUGUGUGUUGCUUGCUGCACAACAUAGUAAUAGACCUCCAGGAUUCAGCCAUGGAGGAGGCACACACGUCGAGCGACCACGACAUGAAAUACAGGCAGCAGGUGUGCCAGCUAGCGGAUGAGAAUAGUGUCAGGGUGAGGGACAAACUGUCCCAGCACUUGACCAGCAGGUGACAAAGAGGAGAAUAGCUUGUGCGUCUAUGAAGAGAAGUGUACCGUACUGCUUGUUUCGUCUGUUGCCGGCAGCUCUGAAUCUUUUUGGAUGUUCAGUUUUGCAGAGUUGUAUGAGAGGACGAGGGCAUCGGUCGUGACUAAUGAAACUCACUGUAAUCUUCUUAGUGCUGUGGCCCGCAAUUCAAUCUGGCUCGUUUGGUUUAUCAUGUUGGUAGUGCUGAAAACGGCAUGACUGCUUUUGAAAAACUUUGGGUGAAAAUGCUGCCAUCUUAUACUGGAAA
Molecule: messenger RNA, 1715 nt
Organism: Phragmites australis (common reed)
Lineage: Eukaryota; Viridiplantae; Streptophyta; Magnoliopsida; Poales; Poaceae
Product: protein ALP1-like
Exons: 2
Coding region: 262-1434 (390 amino acids)
Source: RefSeq, a predicted model, not a curated record